AUGCAGCGCCAGCUAGAGGCGGGCGUGGCGGCGGAGGCGGCGGCGGACGCCACGCCGGCGGGCGUGGCGUCGGCGAAGGCGGCGGCGGAGGCUGCGCCGGCGGACGGUGCUUCCGCGACGACGUCCGGCGGGGAGGGCGGGAGAGAGGCUGUGCUGCGCGCCGGUUCGCGCGGCAGCCUCGAGUCGGCGGGCGAGGAGGUCGCUGUGCUGCUCUCGGGAGGCGUCGACUCGUCGGUGGCGCUGCGGCUGCUGCACGACGCGGGCGUGCGCACGCGCGCCUUCUACCUACGCAUCUGGCUCGAGGACGAGGACGCGCACGUCGCCUCGGGCGAGUGCCCGUGGGAGGAGGACUGGGCCUAUUGCACCGCCGUCUGCGAGCAGGCGGCCAACUCGCCACUGUACUCGUCGCUCGUCGUCGACUACCUCAUUUCCGAGGCGCGCGCCGGCCGCACGCCCAACCCGGACAUCAUGUGCAACUCGCGCGUCAAGUUCGGAGCCUUCAUGGACGCGGUCGGCACGCACUUCGCUUGCGUCGCGUCGGGGCACUACGCCCGCUGCGCACUACACGGCGAGCCGGGCUAUCACCACGCCUCGGGCGGCCACGACUCGCGCCUCGCUCGCGCCUCUCUCGCGCCGCCGCUGGCCUCGCCGCUGGCCUCGCCGCUGGCCUCGCCGCGUGCGGGCGGCGGGGCGGGCGGGCGGGCGGUGCUCUACCAGUCGGCAGACGCGCACAAGGACCAGACCUACUUUCUGUCUCAGCUGAGCCAGUCGCAGCUCGCAAAGACUCUCUUCCCGCUCGGCGCGCUGCCGAAGAGCGACGUGCGCCGGCUCGCACACGAGCGGAGGCUGCCGAACCGGGCGCGCAAGGACUCGCAGGGCAUCUGCUUCCUCGGCCAGCUCGACUACGACGCCUUCCUGCGCGGCCACUUGGGGGAGCGGCGGAGGGGGGACGUGCGCGAGUUCGAGACGGGCGAGAUCAUCGGCGAGCACCGCGGCCUCUGGUACCACACCGUCGGCCAGCGGCGCGGCAGAUGGCAAAUCUCCAGGGGGCCGUGGUACGUCGUGCGCAAGGAGAUGGACAGCAACGUCCUCUUCGUCUCCCGCGAGUAUGCCUCGGCCGACAAGCCGCGCAACGCCUUCCACGCCGACGCAAUCAACUGGAUCGGCGGCGCCCCGCCGCCCGCUGGCGCAGCCGGCGAGCCGACUCCGCUCCGCGUCAAGGUGAGGCACGGCGCCGCAUCGCACGAGGCGUCCGUUUCGCUCCUCGACGGAGGCGCCCGCGCGCACGUGUCGCUGGCGGGGCGCGACAAGGGGCUCGCGCCCGGCCAGUUUGCGGCCUUUUAUGACGGGCCUGUCUGCCUAGGGUCGGGGGUGAUUUCGGAGGAGGGGUUGUAG
This is a messenger RNA of Emiliania huxleyi CCMP1516, 1395 nucleotides long. RefSeq names its product putative tRNA methyl transferase. The transcript has 7 exons. Bases 1 to 1395 code for a protein of 464 amino acids. NCBI's taxonomy places the organism in Eukaryota, Haptophyta, Isochrysidales, Noelaerhabdaceae. Gene Ontology annotation, molecular function: sulfurtransferase activity. Gene Ontology annotation, biological process: tRNA processing. The record is from RefSeq and is a predicted model, not a curated record.